AUGAAAAAGGCAGAUUAGAUUUUACCAUAAUUGCAUUAUAUAUCAAUAUGUAAUAGAGACUUCGUGGAAUAAAUUAGGGUCUUACAUAAAAUCAAUAUAUUCAGAUAAGUAUAUAAUAAGUAAAAUGAAUUUAAAAUUUUAUAUAGAUCUUGGAGGAUUGAAAAUCAAAAAAUAGCGCUAACCUUAUGUGUUCGAGGUUCAACAGUAAAGUCUUUUUGUUAUUAUCAAAGGGUUUAAAUUGAUCAACAGGUUCUGAAUUAAUAAUAGCUGGAAUUAAUAUACGAGGUGGUUUAAGUAUUAAGAUUAGAUGGUUUAAAUAUGCAUAAUAGAAAUAGAUCCUGAUAAAUUAGGUUGUAUUCUUAAUCAAUUUAAAUAAUUCUUUACUGAAAGAGUACUUAGUGAUAAUAUAAUUAGAUUAAAUAAA
This is a messenger RNA of Paramecium sonneborni, 424 nucleotides long. NCBI's taxonomy places the organism in Eukaryota, Ciliophora, Oligohymenophorea, Peniculida, Parameciidae. The record is from the annotation of a GenBank genome assembly.